Messenger RNA from Trypanosoma conorhini, 633 nucleotides. Its product is annotated as ubiquitin hydrolase. The coding region runs from base 1 to 633 and encodes 210 amino acids. Lineage: Eukaryota; Euglenozoa; Kinetoplastea; Trypanosomatida; Trypanosomatidae. The record is from RefSeq and is a predicted model, not a curated record. The transcript has a single exon.
AUGAAUUAUGGCCGAAAGGUACUGGAGGCUGAGAAGAAGCGCACGGAAGCAACCAGCAGUCAUGCACUGGAGGGCGACAAUGGAUACUUGAAGCACAAUCAAGCUUUUCCUCUUGCCCAUGGAAAUUAUACGGCCUCGCCAUGGCGCGGCAACUCCCGUGCUGGCGUGGGUGGUAGCGAUUCUUCCGAUGGGGAUUACGCCGACGCAAUUGAGAGGACCAACGACGGCGACAACCCCAGUGCUGUGGGGACGAGCAACAGACAGCGAGAACAGUGGCACCCCCCAAAUAGCGGCGGUAGUAGUUUUGCCUGGAGGCCACCGCGGACGCGGAGGUCGCCGACGUCGGGGAGCCUGCUAACUUCUCCCGUACCGAAGAGGGUUCGGCUGGAGCCAACCGCGCCUGCAACGGGUGGUGCAGGCGGAAGCCGGUCGCGGCCAAUGGACUCACCAGAGGCGCGUCGCGGUCUGGCGGAGGGGAGUGAGAAGCAGAGCCCCGUGGCAAGCGGCGGGCGGCGGCCGCAGCGUCGCGGUACGCCGCGCCGUGCCCCGGUAACUCGAAUGGGGGCACGUCCCCGUGCGCCUCACGUGUGGGGGGGAACCGUUACGCGGCUCCCGCAACUAUUUCAAGGCUGA